Nelumbo nucifera (sacred lotus) is the source of this 2148-nucleotide messenger RNA. Its product is annotated as teosinte glume architecture 1-like. Gene Ontology annotation, cellular component: nucleus. The record is from RefSeq and is a predicted model, not a curated record. Gene Ontology annotation, molecular function: DNA binding. Lineage: Eukaryota; Viridiplantae; Streptophyta; Magnoliopsida; Proteales; Nelumbonaceae.
GGUGGGGGUGGGAGAGGGGCGGGGUUUUAGCUUCUCUCGCUAGCGUUCUCUCUCUCCCUCUCUGCAAAUACCCUGUCUAUUUAUAUAUUAUCCAUCUAUAUAUCUAUUGCUCCUGCUAAUAAUUUCACAUACGAAAUUCCUUAAUGGCUCCUUAACACAAGCAUUGUGAUAUAGGGAACGGGAAGGGUGGUUCUUCUUAACCUACGCCCCCUGUUUUUUUUUUUUUUUUUUCUUUUUUUCCUUUUCCUUUCCGGUUUACUCCCUUUAUUGAUUUUUAAAGGAAUCCAUGUCAGGGAAUGAAUGGCUGAAAAUCCAUUGCAGUUGUCUAAUUAUGAAAUAUCAAGAUAUCAUGCGACGGGCUGGUGACUGUGAGACAAGUAGGAAUUAGCUCGGCUGAUAGUGGAUGAGAAGGAGGGGAGAGUGAGAGGAAGGAGAAAGAAUAGAAGAAGCAGAGGAUAAAAGGCAAUAGUUUUAUGGACUGGGAUUUGAAGACACCUUCUUGGGAUUUAGCCGAAUUGGAGCAAGAAGCAAUCCCCAACAUCGCCCCACUUGUUGGGUCUAGUAGCUUUGAGGGGCAGAAGACUAAAGAGGAUUGCUCUGUUGAUUUGAAGCUCGGAAGGUUGGGAGAUUCUGGGGAUGGGUCACUGGACAAGUUGAAGGAUCCAAGGAUUGCGACCAUGUUGUCUUCUCCAUCUGGCUCCACGAAGAGGGCUCGGACACCUGGCAAUGGAACCCAGACGGUGUCGUGCUUAGUUGAUGGGUGCAAGUCCGACCUUAGUAACUGCAGGGACUAUCACAGGCGCCAUAAGGUCUGCGAACUUCACUCUAAGACACCAAAGGUAAUGGUUGGCGGUCAGGAGCAGCGGUUCUGCCAGCAGUGCAGCAGGUUUCAUUUGUUGGUUGAAUUUGAUGAAGUGAAGAGAAGCUGUAGGAAACGUCUUGAUGGGCACAACCGGCGUCGAAGGAAACCUCAGCCCGAAUCGUUGGCUAUGAAUUCUGGAAGCUUAUUUCCUAAGCACCAAGGUACCAGAUUGAUGCCAUUUGCUACUACGGAAAUGUUUCCAACCACUGUUGUGAGCCCAGCUUGGUCUGCAGUUGUGAAAACUGAGGUAGAUGCUACACGAUAUAACCACCAGCAGCAGUUAAACUUCAUCGACAAACAAAAUACAUUUCCUGGAUCUUUCUCUCGCAGCUGCUAUAGAGGAGGCAAGCAUUUCCCUUUCUUGCAAAGUAAUGAUGUUACGCUCAUCAAUCGAACUCCAUCUGAAGCAUCCAUGUGCCAGCCGCUUCUCAAUUCCAUUGCAUCAUCAGAAAGUGAGGGUGGCCGGAAAAUGUUCUCCAAUGGAUUAACCAGGGUCAUUGACUCUGAUUGUGCUCUCUCUCUUCUGUCAUCACCACCAAUGCAAAGUUCGGGGAUCAGUAUGAAUCAUGUGGUGCAGCCUGACCCCAUCCCUAUGGCUCAGCCCCUAGUCCCAGUUCUGCAAUAUAAUGGUAUAGGUCGGUACCCAUGCUCACAAGGAAUGGAGGAUGAGCAGGGGGGUUCAGUUUUGGCUCCUGAUGCUAGUAAUGCAGACCUUCAUUGCCAUGGGGUGUUUCAGUUAGGACCUUAUGGGUCAGACCGGAAUGGGGGUCCGCAGACGCUUCCUUUCUCCUGGGAGUAGUCAAGAUAAUUCCUGUUCUUCAUGGCUCUUGGAAUGGCUUUAAGAUUGAUUAUUUUGAGCAUUCAUUUUUUUCGUCCUUCCAGUGGAUAUGUUUCUAAGAUGUUUCUAGCAUGGUGCAUAUUCAAUUUGGAUUCUAGCUUCCUCAGUGUUGCAUAUACUUUCUUUCUGCAUGCGCGGAGAGCUUCCUGACCUCCAAUUGAGCCGUUUUGACUCUAAAAUCAAAUGUUCUAUUAAAUGUUGCACUUGUUAGAAAUCUAGAGAGGCUUUCUGUUCAUAUUAAAUUUGUGUACGGACAGUGUUUUUGGCCGUAGGCUGGGUAGCUGAUUUUGUUUAUAGUGCGUUAUUCUUUUUUUCUCGUUGGCUGAUGAGAAGUAGCGGUCAGCAUUUUUGUUAGACUUAGAGCCAAAAUGACAAUUGUUUGGAGCAUUUGGAAGGAGAGAAAAGAAAAGCAGAGAUGGAUUAAAACAAUUCUGGCUGACAUUUGUUC